AUGCCGCGUACAUUCGAAGAAGAAUGCGGAUAUAUCAAUCGUUUGACGGAUUGCAAAUUUCAAAUCGUGAAAGGAUUCGUUCCAAAUAUGAAUGUUGAAGGACGAUUUUAUGUGAACAAUCGAUUGGAACAAUUGAUGUUCGAUGAGUUGAAAUUCUCUUGUGACGGACAAGGAAUUGGUGGAUUCCUUCCGGCUGUACGACAAAUUGCCAACGUCGCCUCACUGCCUGGAAUCAUCGGCCUUCCAGACAUCCAUUCCGGCUAUGGUUUCUCCAUCGGAAACAUCGCCGCAUUCGACGUCUCCAACCCAGAAUCCGUUAUCUCUCCUGGAGGUGUCGGUUUCGAUAUCAACUGUGGUGUACGUCUUCUACGAACAAACCUAAUGGAAGAAGACGUGAAACCAGUAAAAGAGCAAUUAACUCAAUCAUUAUUCGAUCAUAUUCCAGUAGGAGUUGGUUCUCGAGGAGCGAUUCCAAUGAUGGCCUCGGAUUUAGUGGAAUGUUUAGAGAUGGGGAUGGAUUGGACACUGCGAGAAGGGUAUUCAUGGGCUGAAGAUAAAGAACAUUGCGAAGAAUACGGUCGAAUGUUGCAAGCGGACGCGUCGAAGGUGUCUAUGCGCGCGAAGAAACGUGGAUUACCCCAGUUGGGUACACUUGGUGCUGGUAAUCAUUAUGCAGAAGUACAAGUUGUCGAUGAAAUUUAUGAUAAACAUGCUGCGAGUACGAUGGGUAUCGAUCAAGAGGGACAGGUGGUCGUAAUGCUUCACUGCGGAAGUCGAGGUCUCGGUCACCAAGUCGCUACGGAUUCACUUGUAGAAAUGGAGAAAGCAAUGGCUCGUGAUGGUAUUAUGGUCAAUGAUAAGCAGUUGGCGUGUGCUAGAAUCAAUUCGACAGAAGGAAAAAACUAUUUCGCUGGAAUGGCAGCGGCAGCUAACUUCGCCUGGGUCAAUCGGUCAUGUAUCACAUUCUGUGUUCGAAACGCAUUCCAGAAGACGUUCGGAAUGUCGGCAGAUGACAUGGACAUGCAAGUGAUUUAUGAUGUAUCACAUAACGUUGCAAAGAUGGAGGAGCAUAUGGUGGACGGGCGACCCAAGAAACUUUGUGUUCAUCGGAAAGGAGCCACUCGUGCGUUUCCCGCUCAUCACCCAUUGAUUCCAGUCGACUAUCAGUUAAUCGGGCAGCCUGUGUUAAUUGGUGGAAGUAUGGGAACAUGUAGUUAUGUCUUGACUGGAACUGAACAGGGAAUGGUUGAGACUUUUGGCACCACUUGUCAUGGAGCGGGUCGCGCCCUGUCUCGUGCAAAAUCACGCCGCACAAUCACUUGGGAUUCAGUAAUCGAUGAUCUCAAAAAGAAGGAAAUUUCGAUUCGAAUCGCUUCACCCAAAUUAAUUAUGGAAGAGGCGCCCGAGUCGUACAAGAAUGUUACCGACGUUGUUGACACGUGUGAUGCAGCUGGUAUUAGCAAGAAGGCUGUCAAGCUGAGACCAAUCGCAGUCAUCAAGGGAUAA
Caenorhabditis remanei is the source of this 1506-nucleotide messenger RNA. RefSeq lists its product as uncharacterized. The coding region runs from base 1 to 1506 and encodes 501 amino acids. Gene Ontology annotation, cellular component: tRNA-splicing ligase complex; nucleus. Gene Ontology annotation, biological process: tRNA splicing, via endonucleolytic cleavage and ligation. Gene Ontology annotation, molecular function: RNA ligase (ATP) activity. The record is from RefSeq and is a predicted model, not a curated record. Lineage: Eukaryota; Metazoa; Nematoda; Chromadorea; Rhabditida; Rhabditidae. The transcript is spliced from 5 exons.